AUGGUAGGAAAUUGGGCGUACAUGGCACCUGAAAUUUUAACUAAAAAUGAUGAUUAAAAUAAGAUAUACUCUAAAAAAUCGGAUUCUUAUUCAGUUGGCUUACUACUAUCUUUGCUUGACAAUUACUUAAUUUUGAAAGAAUAAACAGGAACUACUUUUAUGAAUAUGACUUAAAAUUAAUAUGAAGAGCCUUUCAAAAAAUAAAAAAUAAAAAUUAAGCAAGACACUGAAAUAUUUAAAUUUAUUCAACAAUUAGUUGUCUGGGAAAGAGUCAACAGGGCUUCUCUUUCUAUUAUUGUUGAAUAGAAUUCAAACAAAUUCAAAUCAAACUAAAAUGAUAUGAAAUAAAUUAUAUCAUAGCAUUAUUUAGGUCCUAUAUAAAAUAUUGAGGCUGUAAACAUUGGAUCUAUUGCUCCACUACUUUCUUAAAAUUAGAUUCAAAUUAAGGAUAUCAAGUAAAUAGAAAUAAUGAGAAUGGAUGAUUUGCAUAAAAUUAGUGAAUUUCAAAAUGUCGAAAUAAAUUUAGGAAUUCAAAUACAAGAUUUAAUCAACAUUUUAUAUUUUUUCUAGAAAUCAUUAAUGAUUUAAUAUUAAAUAAUUUAUAAUGGAUACAUCCUUUCUAUAAAAAGUUAAAAAAUUUGA
Molecule: messenger RNA, 642 nt
Organism: Tetrahymena thermophila SB210
Lineage: Eukaryota; Ciliophora; Oligohymenophorea; Hymenostomatida; Tetrahymenidae
Product: kinase domain protein
Exons: 3
Biological process (GO): protein phosphorylation
Molecular function (GO): protein kinase activity; ATP binding
Source: RefSeq, a predicted model, not a curated record